Molecule: messenger RNA, 8051 nt
Organism: Mytilus trossulus (common blue mussel)
Lineage: Eukaryota; Metazoa; Mollusca; Bivalvia; Mytilida; Mytilidae
Product: zinc finger protein 836-like
Exons: 2
Coding region: 131-1780 (549 amino acids)
Biological process (GO): regulation of transcription by RNA polymerase II
Cellular component (GO): nucleus
Molecular function (GO): RNA polymerase II cis-regulatory region sequence-specific DNA binding; DNA-binding transcription factor activity, RNA polymerase II-specific
Source: RefSeq, a predicted model, not a curated record
UUAUAACCAACAUCGAACAUCCUUUGUUCAGAACAAAAAACUUUCGCUCCAAAAAUUGAAAUGUGUAAUAUGUCAAAUGAUGUUGUGAAGUAACCAUUCAAUCCUGGACAGCAUUGUCCAGUCAGAGAGAAUGGACAGUGUAACAAAAGGAGUACGACCCAGUAAGCUUGAUGCCUGCAUAGAAAACAUCACAAGAACUCUGACACAAAAAAGUCAAGAAGAUGAACCACAUGAGCCAUCAAACCAAUCAAAUUUUUAUCAAACAGAACCAUACCAGGCCACAAGUGAAAGCGAUACUUCCUUGAAGAUGAAAAUACGGAAAGUUGGACCAUUCCAGACUCCUGAUGAAUUGAAGCCUUAUGAAUGCCCAGUUUGUCACAAGAAAAUAAGCAAUCAGGCAAACCUUCGAACACAUAUCAGAACACAUACGGGUGACAAGCCACAUCGCUGUGGCAUCUGUGGCAAAAGUUUCAGCAGAAAUGGCACGCUUCAGACCCAUCUAACAAUUCAUUCAGGCGUGAAAUUAUACAAAUGUGAAAUUUGCGGCAGAGCUAUUAGAGACAGAGGAAAUCUUUCGAAACAUAUGAAAAUACAUCUUACAAAUAUCGCUACAAAAAAGGAAAUUGAGGAAACAACUGAUUUUAGAAUGCGACUUCCUAAAAAAGAAAAUGGUUCCCUUCAUAAUUCACAAAGGGAUGUUCAUAUGAGGGAUCUUGACAGCAAUACUUCCCAAAUGGACAUUCUAAAGAAAGAAAUAUACGCACUAAAUAACUCACAAAUAGAAAACUUGAAAAAGGAAAUAGGGUCAGCAAUAAGAGAUUUACCGAUUGAACCUCCCAGACCAAAAUACCAAGCUAUUCAUGCUAUUGAUUACUCACAAUCUGGUAGAAGUGGCAGUCUGUCACCUGACAGAGGAGGAGAGACAAAGACAAAUGAAGCAUUAAAAUUAAACAUGUUUUCAAAACUCGAAAUGAAGAGAAAAGAAAGUUCAACCACUCAGAAACUGGGUCAUACUCCUGACAAUAAGGUCACCUACAAUUGUGGACUCUGUUCGGUGGCAUUCCCUAAUACAGAUUCAUAUUUUUCACACAUGAUGGCACACGCAAGGGAUCAAAGCUACAGCCAAAGGGGACCAGAAUUCUUAGAUGAUACAUUGCUACCGUGGAGGAAAAUGAAGAAACAGUUGAAACAGGACCCAGACCAAAAUGUAUUUAAUUCUGCUGAACAGGAGAUGUUAGCUGCUUAUGAUCGAGAAAUAAGAGCUUAUAGAGAGCAACAAAGGAGAGCUGAUGAAAAAUUGAACAGGCUUCACAUGGAACAACCAACAACCUCAGCGACGGAGGAUGAUGUCAUGGAUGAAGAGGAAAGUAUUAUGACCUCUGUCGUCGAGGAACAAAAGGUCAAGGAGAAAGACAAUUACAAAUGUGGCAUUUGUGGUGGUGAAUACAAGACCAAAGAUAGCUUUGAAGACCAUAUCACCAUUCACAAAGUGGAUAAGCCGUACCAAUGUACUUUAUGCCUGGAACAAUUCAAGGAGCUCCGGGACUUACAAAAACACACAAGAAGCCACCGAGGUUUGAAACCCUACUACUGUGAAAAGUGCGGAAAGGAGUUUAAUCAGGCCAUUUUACUUGUCGAACACCUGCAGCGACAUUCAGCAGAGGAUCAGCAACCUAGUGGCAGCAAUUUGAACGGCAAUUUCAGCGACAGUUCAUCCAAAUUACCUCAUCAACAACAACCUCAAGGGGAAAAUCAAGAAAUGUUUAUUGUAAUAGAGUGACAACUGACAAGAAGACUUGGACAUUUUCUAUUUGUUGUAUACAUUGUACAUUGUACAUGUAUUUCCAACAAAAUAUCAGUUUGAUUGCUAUAUUUUCCCUGUUAUGUCAUUGAUAUACUGUGUAUAUUUUCCUUAUUAGGUUAGUGCUAAUUACUGUUUUCUUCUUUUUUUGUUUCAGUUAGUGCAUUUUGUUUUGUUUGUUAUUUUAUUACAAUUUUUAUUACAUUUUUGUGAUGUUCAGGUUGUAUUUGUGGACCAAAUUAUAUAACCACACAUUUUGAUUUUGCAUAGAUCUGUACAAAUGAACAAUUUUCUUUUUCUUUUUAAUUAUAAAAAAAGACCUACAUUUGUUAAGCUGUUUAUGAUUUGUUGUAAUUUGUACAUGUUGUACAUAUAAUUAGAUUAAGAUCUACCAUGUACAUGAUGUACAAAUGUAUUUAACACAGCUUUUUGACAAAGCAGUUUUUAUCAGGACAUACAUUUUAAAGAUGAAAAAAAUCUAUAGAUAAAUAUACAUGUACAUUGUUUUAAAAAUAAAAUAAAAGUAAACCAAGUAUAUUAUCAUCUUUGGUAUUAUUUAUUAAAUUUUCUUAAAUGAAGAAAACAAAAAUUGCAAUUUUAAUAACAAAAAUUCAAGAUGAAUCUUUUCAUUUUUUUUUAGCUUAACGUGUUUAAAGUCUUUUUUCUCAAUUUUUUUUUUUUUGCUCUUAAAUCUUUAAACAAGCUAAAACUAAGCAAUUCUGUUGUUUUUUUCCCACUCCUAUAACAUGUUUAGGUCCUAUUUUGUAAUAAAACAUAUUUUAUAUAUUUAUUGUUGUACGUGCAGUUUUGUGAUUACCAUAUUAUCAUGUAACUUAACUUGUGCCAUAUAACCACACUUUAUUUUUACAAUUUAUGUAAUAUUUUAUUGAAUAUGAAUCUCAGGAAAGAAAUCUCAUUCACAAAUCACAAGGCAUCAUUUCUUUAAUUUUUUCCAAUACUAAUUGUUUAUCAAAACAUUUGUAAAAAGGGUACAUUCUUUUGUUAAUUUGAUUAUUUAUUUAUAAAAUGGGUAUUUGUUUUAAGUGCUGCUAUCCAACUGUUGUAAUCGUCCAAUCAAGAUCAUUAAAAUUAGCAUUUUGUUUAAUCCUGAAUUGAUUCGAAAAUUAUGUUUUGAUUCUAGUUACCUCCCCUUUUCAGGUAAGGCAGCACUUGUUAGUACUGUUCAUAUUCAAGGCAGGGAUACAGUAACAAGUAGAUAAUUACUACUUUACUUUAUCAGUAUUUUGUUCUAUAUUUUUCUUGAACCUAACCAAACAAUCAUGGUUUAUAUACCUCCAUAAUUCUUCAGAGAAUGAUCAGUGAUGUUGGACUACCACACACACAACAAGUUACCAAUUUUAUUGGGGGUAAUUUUGUACAAUAUUUUUUUUAGCACAUGUAAAUCCAUCAUUUUUAAAGGGUGGUUGCAGCAGGGGCAAAGUCAAAUAGGGGUCAAGCAUAAAAACCUAAAAAAUAUAGAUAAAAAAACAUUAAAAAAAACCAGGUAAUUGUUUAUCGUAAGUGUGGACUUCCUUCACCAACCUUCUGGAUUAUUACCUGUAUGUGACACUUUAUGGACACUUGUCUUUUCUUUUCAACUAGUGCUUAGUAUUUAAACUGCCUCUCUUUAAUUUUGAUAAUUUAUGAAAUUGAACAAUUAUUUAUUUAUUGUCUGGUUUUUCUUACUUGUAUUAUAAACAAUGAUGAAUUGGUGUAAGAAUCAGUAUUUGUCCAGAAUUUUUCAAGUACAAGAUAAAUACAUUUUCAGUGCUAUAUACUAUAAGGCUAGUCAAGUAUAUUUACCAUGUUUACAUGUGGUGAAUUUUAUAAUAAUAUACGAAAAUACUGUAAUCUCUAAACUUUUAAACCAGGUACAUCUAUAUGUAUAUGUGUAUGUAAAUAUAUAUAAUAAUGUAGCAUAUUAGAUUGCAGACAGUGCAUAAUUUGUAUGUUGAUAUUACAUGUUAAGGAUGCUCUCUACUGAAAAUUAAAAAAAUAUCUAAAAUUUUUCAUUUUUUAGAUCGAAAUUUUUUCUCAAUAUAUACCUUAUCAGUAUGUGUCCACCAUUAUAGAGGUUUUGGGAAUUUUAGAAAAAAUAGUAGACCAAAACACAUAUUAGGUAACAAUAAUUUGAAAAUAAUUUGUCAGAAGUGUAAUUUUUUAUCAUGUUUAUAAUUAUUGACAAAGUUAGAACUCACACAGUAUAUCUGGUAAAUUUGCAGGUAAAAUGCAGAAGAUAAUUUUUUCCCAAGAGUUUGGAUACAUUUUCAGGGCAUCCUUAACAAAUAUGUAUACUUUAUGUGAUUUAAAACUGUAUUGAUUUUUGAAAUGAUUAUGAUAUUUCAAGAAUUAUAUAAAUGAUUGUGUACUAUUUGUAUGUAUAUAAAUGAUUGUAUAUUAUAAAUAUUCAUUAUUAAUACUCUUCCAUUUAACAAUUGUUGUUUGACCUUCGUGCUUUUGCUAGAUAUAGGGUUUUGCUGUUUGCCAUGUUUUAUGCUGUGCCAUUGUAAAUGUUGUGUUUGAAAUGUUGUUACAUAUACAUUGUGCUAUACACUUUCUAUGCCAUUUAGAUCUGAUUUGUUUUCUCAUAUCAAUCGUGUACUUAAAAAAACAAUUUAUAUUUAUUGUGAAUAUUUUGAAUAUGACUUUUUUUCAUUGUUAUGAUGAUUUCUACACAAAGACAAGAUUUCAAUUGUUCCUAGGAAUUUUUUUCAUGAUAUUUACUUUCUUGGUUUAAUAUUUAAGCUUAAGAAUUUUUUGUCUUUCCACAAUUGGAGUUGUCAUUAAGUUGCAGAAAUUUCUAAAUAUGGUUCUGUUUCUCUGUUUGGAUUACUUUUUUUCUAUGCUAAAACUUGCAUAUAAUAUAGUUUUUGUUUCUAUAAAGCAGUAAAACUUGAAAAAAAUCUUGGGAAAAUUUAGAGUUGAUUGUCUACAGUAGGCAGACGAUACAGUUUAAAUUAAUCUGAACUUGUACUUGUUUUAAAAAUUGAUUAACAAGAGACAUAUAUACAUUUUUUUUUCUAUCAAAUCAUUCUUUAUAUUAAUGCAAUGAAAGUAUUUUUAAUAUUAUAGGUUGUUGUCCGGUUGUGCUUCCACAAAGUCAUUUGACAGUUUGUGCCAUUUUUGUAGCAAUAUGCAUGUUUUAAGUCUAAUUAAUUCUGCUGAAAAUUUAGCCAAAUAUUGUACUUGUUUGAGGUGAACUUUUAAUGGAGCCCACAAUAGAGAAGGGCUCUUCUUACAAAUGAGUAUCUUGAAGUCUGACAAGUCAAGUACAUUGUUAUUUAAGAAAAACAGUUUUUUUUUUUAUUCUAGUCUGGAAUGUGGUUUGGAAAUCUAAAAAAAAUUGCAUUUAAUUAAAGUGAUCACAUUACCUUUAAGAUUUUAAAUUGAAUUCUCAUACCAAUAAUCAAUUUUCAUUUGAAUACAAUAUUGAGAAUUAAAAAGAUAUUUCAGGAACCGUUUGAAAAAUGUUUUAAGAUUAUAAUAUUUUUCUGAAACUGAUUUUUACAUGUGGUUUUGGGGUAUUUUAUUUGAAUUGAGUAAUACACUAAAAAACAAUAAUGGUGUUAAAAUUAUUUCGACACCAAUCUACAAAUCUGCCUCUCCUUACAUGUCUUAAAGCCAUGAAAAGAAUAUUUGCAAAGCUGGGAAUUUAUAAGGGUGUUUCCACCACACUUUAUAAUACACUUCUAUAUGUAAUUUCUUAGGUAUACAUAAAGUCAUAAACAUGUUUUGUCAAAAACUAUACAUUUUAACAGAUCAUUUCAUACACAUGUACAUAAAUGUAGAACAUUAUUUCUAUAACUUCAUAUUUUUUUUUUCAGUUAUUUUUUUCAUUUUAUGUAUUUGACUGUUUGAUUUAUCAAAAGAUGGAUUAAAAUGAAAACCAUUUAGCAAUAUUGCUAGCAUCAGGUAUUUUCUGUUUAAAAAUCUGACCUCAUAAUCUUUAUUUAUUUUCUGUAUACCUGUUUUAAUGGACCAAUUUAUAAAAGUUGACUGACCAGUCUUGUACAAAGACUAUGUUUGAGAACUUAUUUUAUCACAGGAAAAAGAUUAAAGCAUUAAUGAAUGGAGUGGUGCCAGAUAGGGGAAUCAUUUGGGUUACCAAAGGAUUGAAGAGAAAUGAUUAAAUUACCUCCCUUUGAUAACUUUCAAAAAGGGGAGAUAAUUUGGUAAUUAAAGGGAUAUACUUUCAGAUGGUCUUUUUAUAUAUUGUUGAUCUGACAGUAUCAAAAAGCAUAAUUUUUUUGAUUAUGUAAAUAGGUAUAAAUAUAUAUAUAUAUGUGUUCUUUUUAGCAGGUAUAAAAAUACAUUAUUGGUAGCUACGUACAACUCAGCAUUGUUUGUUUUUGUCUGUAUUAUAGUUCAUUUUUAACUUUGAGGUGAUCUGUUUGUCCAAAAUAUUACUAGUGUGUCAUUUUAGGAUCAUUUUAGUAUAGUUAUGAGAUUAUAUUUUGUAGACACUCUUUCAUGCAGGGUAAAAUCAUGGGUACUCUGAGAGGUAAAGAUUGUUUAUUGUACUUAUUCAAAAUUUCAGGGACAUAUUUAAGAAUGAUUUUGAACCAUAUGAGCAUAUUCCUUUCUUAGUAUUGUUUUUAACACAUUAGUCUUUCUUUUUAAAGUUUACAAAAUGAUAUUAAAAUGAAUGACAGAAGAUUCUUUUAAAAAAGCAUUUUCAAUUUAACAAUGUGAACAAAAUUUAUACUUGGUAUCUGGUUGGAAAAAAAAUGGAUUUGCAGUAACUGAAUAAUUGUUAUGGAAACAAGCAAUCUAAUUUCAUGUUAAGGGAAUCAAGCUAACUGGGGCAUACAUGUACUUUAAACAACUUUUAAAAUAUAAUUCUUUAUAUAAAUAUCAAACAAUUUUUACUUUAAAAGAUGUGAAAUUAUUUUUAUACCUUUUUACACAAAGAAAAUGAAUUAAAGUGUUAAAAUUUAGAUCCCAGAUAUAAUCAUUCUUCCUAAAUUACUUUUAACGUCUUAUUUUUUUUAUUAAACAUCUAUAUGUAUUUUAAAGUUGUAUUGGCAUUAGAAAUAAAAAUUUCAGUAAUUUUUUUUUUAUUUUGAAAUGUCUAACAAUAUAUACUCAAGUGUGAUAUUCUAUUAUUAAAACAAACUUUUGACCAUUUAGUGAUAUUUUAAUUUUACAGUUAACAAUUAUUUUAUUUAUAAUUUACCAGUUUUAAGGUGCUAACGUUGUACUUAUUUUGUUUAUGUCAUGAUGACUUUAUUGAUAUUAUGCCCUUCAUUUACGGUGAUAGAUAAUAUGUCAUGUUUCUUGCAAUGAAUCUAAAAAUGAAGCAAAUGUUUUAUUUUAUAAACCUUUAAAAAAACUCUGCAUGAAUAGGCAUGGAAUAACAUUAUAAUUUUAUUUUUGUCUUUCCAUUGUAAUUGAAUUAAUUGAAAUGGUAACUUUGUUAUCUUCAAAAUUGCAAUAAUCUACAGAAAUUAGGCGAAACACAGACAGAAUGGGUUUGAUUUAUAAAAAAUAGUUUUGUCUUUGCUAGGAUUGGUUAUAUGAAUUAUAAAAAUAAAAAAAUAGUGUUUGAGGGAUAAUGCAAGACAUUCGAAGAGUACAUUAGAAACAUAAUAUAUUAUUCUUUUACCAUAUAUUCAAAUCUCAGUUUUGCCAUAUCAGUUUUAUUAUGUGUCAUAUCAUCUUGUUUUUGGUCAGUUAGUGAAUUUUGAUAAUUUUUUUUACAGUAAAAUAAUGUUUUUUCAUUUGUGAAUUGAUUUUAUCAUAUCAAAUGUACAGCAGAAACUCCCAUAAUGAUUCCCUGGUGCAGUAUGGUCAUUGCUUGUAUUAUUAGACAUAUAAAUUGUAUUCUGUUUAUCAUUAAUUUAAGGUGGUACCUAACACUUUAACUAAAAUUAUUUUGGCUCGUUUAAUUUUCUUAAAAUUUUGACCAAGUAUUUACUUUAAUCCUUUGACAAAAAUAUAAAAAUUGCAAAAAAUUUGAACCAACGGUUUAUUCAGAAAAUUUACACUGGUUAUAUAGCAGUUUGACAAACACUAAUUUUGAUCAUUGAGAAGCUUAAUAUUCCCUUAUGAAUACAACGUCAUUAAAACGUUCUGCUGAUUUUACAGAGUUAUCUCCCUGUAGUGUUAGGUACCACCUUAAACAUUUUGAAAAUCCAAAAAGCAUUAGUUUACUACAAUGCGAUUUUGUCCAUUGGAGUUGUCUCUCUUUGCACACAGAAGGGUACUAUAGUAAUAUAGGGAAAACUUAAGAUUUAAGAUAUCUUUUCUG